AUGCCGUCCCAAAGUGACCAGCCAGGGGUGCUCAUCGAGGACCACCACUCUACCGCGCCCGAUUCCCUCAUCUCGUUGCUCCAGGCCCACCUCCCCAAGUCGCUCUCCCUGCUGCGGCGGCUCCGGUUCGCGCGGGCCCAUCCCAGCCCGACGUCGCACAUCCUCGUUGCCACAAGCGGCAGCGGCGGGAUGGGCCGCCACCACUUUGCCGCCGCGUACGUCGACGUCUUCAAGGCGCCCGAGACGCAGGUCUGGGUCUAUUCGACUCUGGAAGACUCGAUCCCAGACGGCGACGACGACGACAACGACGAAGACGAUGACAGGGAAGACGACACCAACGCCGCCGCCGCCGCCCUGCCCUCCGGCCCCGACGUGGACGCCUGCGUCGGGCAG
Molecule: messenger RNA, 393 nt
Organism: Gaeumannomyces tritici R3-111a-1
Lineage: Eukaryota; Fungi; Ascomycota; Sordariomycetes; Magnaporthales; Magnaporthaceae
Exons: 1
Source: RefSeq, a predicted model, not a curated record